AUGGCCGAGAUCUUGAACAGCCAUCCUUAUGCUCCAAGCAGCUUGAGUAUACCGCAUUAUGUACCAAAUGAAAAAAGCACAGCCGAAUUACUCUUCAUCGCUGGUGGCAUUAUGACAAUAUUGGUUGGUCUGAGCUAUGCCAUUUCUCGAUCCUGGUUCUUCAACACGACUUCUACUACUAGAUUUACUUGGUUUGGCAUCUGUGGUCUUAUGCAUUGUGGUUUUGAGGGGUAUUGGUUGUGGAAUAGGGCCACACUAGCCAGCCAAAAUGACAUCUUUGCUCAAUUAUGGAAAGAAUAUGCCCAUGGAGAUUCUCGGUAUUUAGCAAAUGACGAAUUGUUACUGACAUUGGAGAUCAUGACAACUGUAACAUCCAUGAUUUUUGGUCUACUGAUUGAUGUAUGCUCAUAUCCUCUCUCUCCUUCUAGUUCAUCUGGGGUCCACUGUGCUUGGUAUCUGCAUACUUCAUUCUACGAAAUUCCCCCAAACAAUACAUUUUUCAGUUAA
Molecule: messenger RNA, 507 nt
Organism: Mucor velutinosus
Lineage: Eukaryota; Fungi; Mucoromycota; Mucoromycetes; Mucorales; Mucoraceae
Product: Endoglucanase
Exons: 1
Coding region: 1-507 (168 amino acids)
Biological process (GO): sterol biosynthetic process
Cellular component (GO): membrane; endoplasmic reticulum
Molecular function (GO): cholestenol delta-isomerase activity; C-8 sterol isomerase activity; steroid Delta-isomerase activity
Source: RefSeq, a predicted model, not a curated record